CUUUACAUCGAUUUCUAGUUUGUAAGAAAAGCGACUUCUUUUCUACCUAUUCCAAUUCCAUCUCUCAGAGACAUUUUAGAAAAAUCCCAUGGAAAACAUUAAUGUUUCAUAGCAGUGAUUAACCAUAGCUAGUUCCCUGAAACCCCAACAACUCCAAAUCUCUCUCAGUUUAUCCUCUGAAUUUGUUCAAAAGCGAUGAAUUCUGAUGAAAGGCCUCAACAAGUAACAGGCGUUGUUAUAAUAACUCUUCCACCAUCAGACAAUCCUUCUUAUGGCAAAACGAUCACAGCUUUUACUCUUUCUAAUGAUGAUGUUUUACCUCAAUCCCUCCGAACUCAAAAACCCGACCAGAAUUUGCCAACGACCCAUGUUGUAACAUCGCCUCCACCUUCACCCCAAAACCCUCAACAUGGAUUCUCAUUCUCUAGGCUCUUUUCUGAUAACCCAAGGAGACUGUUGGGCUUUCUCGGUAUCUCUCUUUUUGCUCUUCUUUUUUGUAGCUCGUCCUUCUCCAACACUUCUGUGGAAUUAAGGAAUUCCAACGACAGUGAUAAUGAAAAGCCACGGUCUUUUAUCUUUCCUCUGUAUCAUAAACUGGGAGCUGCUGAUACGGAGCUCAAGCUGGGGAGAUUUGUGGAUGUUGAUAACGAGAAUUUGGUGGUUUCAAUUGAUAGUGUUCCUAUGGGAACUCGGAAGGUCAACAAAUUGGUGGGUGCUACUGCUGCUGUAAUCCAUCCAUCUGCUACUACUAUUUUGCCUGUCAGGGGAAAUGUUUAUCCAGAUGGAUUGUACUUCACAUACAUGCUUGUUGGGAAUCCUCAAAGACCUUAUUUUCUUGAUAUUGAUACUGGUAGUGACUUAACAUGGAUACAAUAUGCUCCUUGCAGCAGUUGUGCCAAGGGAGCAAACCCUCUAUACAAACCAACAAGAGUCAAUAUCAUAACACAAAAGGACUCAAUGUGCAUGGAGGUCCAAAAGAAUCAAAAGCCUCAAAAUUGUGAAACCUGCCAACAGUGUGACUACGAGAUUGAAUAUGCUGAUCAUAGCUCAUCCCUGGGGGUUCUUGCAAGAGAUCAGCUUCACCUAUUGACUGCAAAUGGAUCAAUUACCAACUUAGAUGUUGUUUUCGGGUGUGCAUAUGAUCAGCAAGGAAUACUUUUGAACACUCUGUCAAAGACAGAUGGAAUUCUUGGACUAAACAGGGCUAAAGUUAGUUUGCCUUCUCAAUUGACAAGCAAGGGAAUUAUUAACAAUGUGGUCGGCCAUUGUCUUGCAACAGAUGUCGCUUCCAGUGGAUAUAUGUUCUUAGGUGAUGAAUUUGUACCAAACUGGGGCAUGUCAUGGGUCCCUAUGCUUGGAAGCCCUUCAAUAAAAUUUUACUGCACGCAACUUGUGAAAAUCAAUUAUGGAAGUAGCUCCCUCAGCUUAGGCGGACAAGACAGGAACAUUGGCAGUGUUGUGUUUGACAGUGGGAGUUCUUAUACGUACUUCACAAAACAAGCAUAUGAUGAAUUGGUCUCUUCUCUUAGUGAGGUUUCUGAGUUGGGAUUUCUCCAAGAUGCAUCGGACCCAACACUUCCAAUUUGUUGGCGCGCUCCGUUCCCUAUCAGAUCUGUCAUGGAUGUUAAAAAGUUCUUCAAGACUUUAACCCUUCAGUUUGGGAGCAAAUGGUGGAUAAUAUCCAAGAAGUUCCAUAUUCCUCCACAAGGGUACUUGAUCAUUAGUAAUAAAGGUAACGUCUGCAUGGGCAUCCUGGAUGGAAGCAAUGUACAUGAUGGAUCCACAUUUAUACUUGGAGACAUAUCGCUGAGGGGGCAAUUGGUGGUUUAUGACAACGAGAAGCAGAGGAUAGGGUGGACUGAAUCAGAUUGUGGGAGGCCAAGAAGAUUGAAGACUCUCCCCUUCUUUGAAGGAUAGUGACCUUAUAUUAUAAGACACUAUUA
Molecule: messenger RNA, 1943 nt
Organism: Hibiscus syriacus
Lineage: Eukaryota; Viridiplantae; Streptophyta; Magnoliopsida; Malvales; Malvaceae
Product: aspartyl protease APCB1
Biological process (GO): proteolysis
Molecular function (GO): aspartic-type endopeptidase activity
Source: RefSeq, a predicted model, not a curated record